This is a messenger RNA of Oryzias latipes (Japanese medaka), 1590 nucleotides long. The record is from RefSeq and is a predicted model, not a curated record. Lineage: Eukaryota; Metazoa; Chordata; Actinopteri; Beloniformes; Adrianichthyidae.
CUUCCCACGUGAUCCAGUUCCCACGCGGUCAACCCGGAAGUUAGUAGCGUGCACCUCGAAUGACAACAUUCGUGUUUUGCAGUUACAUUUUAAACUAUUAUUUUUACUAUUGUGGUUAUUUUGUUACUGUAAUUUUUUUGCUGGUGCGAUUUUCGCGUUUAACAGCGAUGGAUAACGAAAUGUGCAGUUUGAAGAGGCAGCUGGAGGAGAAAGAAAAAGAGAUUGCUGCUCUCAGAAGUAAACUAGCAGCACGAGUGGAAAAGGCUUCAGAAUUGAAGAUACAGGAUAAAGUGACCACUUUAAAUCCCCUGACAGCCAAGCCUUCACUCAGCAACGAGGACAUAAUGCGGUACAGCAGGCAGCUUCUUCUGCCUGAUUUAGGUGUUCAAGGGCAGCUAAAAUUAUCCCAAACAUCAGUGCUGGUUGUGGGCUGUGGUGGACUGGGGUGCCCCCUGGCACAGUACUUGGCAGCAGCAGGAAUAGGGCGCCUGGGCCUGCUGGACUACGAUGAAGUGGAGCUCAGUAACCUCCACAGACAGGUGCUUCAUGGAGAAGAGAACCAGGGCCAAGCCAAGGCUCUAUCUGCUGCAAGAUCAGUUAUAAGGUUAAACUCUGGUGUUGAGUGUAUUCCCUACCACCUGCAGCUUUCUCCUGAAAAUGCCUUGCAGCUUGUUCAACAGUAUGACAUUGUGGCCGACUGUUCGGACAACGUUCCCACCCGUUAUCUGGUGAAUGAUGCGUGCGUUCUCAGCGGAAAGCCUCUUGUAUCAGCGAGUGCCUUAAGAAUGGAGGGACAGUUGACUGUGUAUAAUUACCACGGAGGCCCCUGCUAUAGGUGCCUGUACCCUGUUCCCCCACCCCCAGAGACGGUCACCAACUGUUCUGAUGGAGGCGUGUUAGGAGUGGUUCCAGGGAUAAUGGGCUGCCUUCAAGCGUUGGAGGUCCUCAAAAUUGCCUCUGGGCAAGGCACUGCCUGUGGUCAGCAGCUGCUGCUAUUUGAUGCUCAAAAUGCCAGAUUCCGGUCCAUCAGGCUGCGGCCCAAACAGCCCAGCUGCGUGGUGUGUGGAGAAAUCCCCAGUGUGACCCGGCUGGUUGAUUAUGAGGCUUUCUGUGGGUCCGCUGCCACAGAUAAGUGCCGCAAGCUUAACCUGCUGUCCAAAGAUCAGAGGAUUACAGUGCAGGAUUAUAAAUCAAUAAGAGACAGCACAGGACCCCAUAUCUUGUUGGAUGUGCGCCCUCUAGUGGAAGUGGAAAUCUGCAGCUUACCUUCCUCACUCAAUAUUCCCCUCUCCAGUUUAGAGGAGAAGAAAAGCAAAGAUAUCCAGUUACUUCAAGAGAAAAUCAGCCAAGUGAAACAACAGAUGGCAGGUGACCAGCAGGCGCCAGUCUAUGUGGUCUGUAAACUGGGCAAUGACUCCCAGAAAGCUGUGCAGCUUCUGGAGAAGAUGAGUGGAGAAGAAGUGGAUGGAAUAACAGUCAAAGACAUCUCUGGAGGCUUAAUGGCAUGGGCAAAGAUGAUAGAUCCCUCAUUUCCUCGAUAUUGAUGUUUAAAUACGUUUCCAUCAAUAAAUUGCUUGUUAUUACAGUCAA